AUGGCUCGAUUAUACGAUGCAAUCGAACCGGAAGUUAUUUCAAUGAGUAUGCUUCAGCAUGCAGUUGAGUCAUUACGAGCUGACGGAGAAAAUCUGGUCGUUCCUAAAGACGAAAAAUUAAAUUAUGGUGAAGUUAGUGUACUUCGUUUGGAUUUUCGAAACAUUCUUCGAAUGGAAAAUCUUUGGCUAUUUACUAAUUUAACGAAGCUUCAAAUGGAUAAUAAUAUAAUUGAACGUAUUGAAGGACUAGAUACAUUGCACAAAUUAACUUGGUUAGAUCUUUCAUUUAAUAAUAUAACACGUAUUGAAGGUCUCGAUUCUUUAACUGAAUUAACUGAUUUAUCAUUAUAUAAUAAUCGAAUAACAGCUAUUGAAAAUAUGGAUUCGCUUAAAAAACUUAAUGUUUUUUCUAUUGGAAAUAAUCAAAUCGACGACGAAAAUAGCAUACGUUAUUUACGUCGAUUUGAUAAUCUUCGAACUCUUUGUCUUCGUGGAAAUCCAUUUGCAUCUAAGCCAGAAUAUUAUGUAUUUACAAUCUCUCAUUUACCACAAGUUCAUUUUCUUGAUUACAAACUAAUUGAUGAUGCACCUAGAGAAGAAGCAACAAAAAAAUAUGAAAUUCAAUUGCAACAAUUAAUAACACUUGAAGAACAAGAACGAGAGAAAGAGAAAGCAUCUGAAGAUCAAACCAAACAAUUUCAAUUGUAUAAAGAUGCAUUUGUUGAAAAUAUGGAUCAAAAUCAAUUAUUUACAGCAAUGUUUAAAGAUGAUGUUGAAGGUCAAAAAUUAAUUCUUGUACCCGGUUCUGAUGAAUUAAUGACACAAUUUGAACAAAAAUUUAAUGCUAUUAUCUAUUCAAUGUUUGAAUUUGGUUUAAAAGAAAAAGAAAUAAGAGAUCGUGAAAUUGAAGAUUUUUGGAUAUGUGUUAAUGAAGCAAAAAAUGAAAAUACACGUCAAGCUGCAGCAAUUGUAGAUGAAUUUAAAACUUAUAGAUCGACAUUAUUUGUAAGUCUUAAAAUUGAAAUAACUCAUUGUGGUAAUAUGAAACGUAAAUAUCGUGUUUGUAAUGUAACACGAAAACCAGCACAAUAUCAAACAUUUCCACUUCAACUUGAAAGUGGUCAAACUGUUGAAUGUACUGUUGCUAAAUAUUUCUAUGAAAAACAUCAUAUUAAAUUACAAUAUCCACAUUUACCAUGUUUACAAGUUGGUCAAGAACAAAAACAUACUUAUUUACCACUUGAAGUUUGUAAUAUUGUUCCAGGACAACGUUGUAUAAAAAAAUUAACUGAUAUGCAAACAUCAACAAUGAUUAAGGCCACUGCACGAUCAGCACCUGAUCGAGAAAAAGAAAUCAAUAACUUAGUAAGAGAAUUGACAAAACUCCGUCCCAGUANUAAAAAUGUUAAUAAAACAACACCACAAACAUUAUCAAAUUUAUGUUUAAAAAUAAAUGUUAAAUUAGGUGGAGUUAAUAAUAUUCUUGUACCAAGUGUACGACCAAUAAGUGUUUUUCGUGAACCAGUUAUAUUUAUUGGUGCUGAUGUAACACAUCCACCAGCUGGUGAUCGUUCAAAACCAUCAAUUGCAGCUGUAGUUGCUUCAAUGGAUGCUCAUCCAUCACGUUAUGCAGCUACAGUUCGUAUACAAAUGCAUCGUCAUGAAGUUAUUGCAGAAUUAUCAACUAUGGUUAGAGAAUUAUUAAUACAAUUUUAUAAAUCAACACGUUUUAAACCUGCACGAAUUAUUUUAUAUCGCGAUGGUGUUAGUGAAGGACAAUUUGCUCAUGUACUUGCACAUGAACUUAUGGCUGUUCGUGAAGCAUGUGUUCGUCUUGAAGCUGCUUAUCAGCCUGGUAUUACAUUUAUUGUUGUUCAAAAGCGUCAUCAUACACGUCUGUUCUGUGCUGAUAAAAAGGAACAGUGUGGAAAAAGUGGUAAUAUUCCACCGGGAACAACAGUUGAUGUUGCCAUAACACAUCCAACUGAAUAUGAUUUUUAUUUAUGUUCACAUGCUGGUAUUCAAGGUACAUCUCGACCAUCACAUUAUCAUGUACUUUGGGAUGAUAAUAAUUUUACUUCUGAUGAAUUACAAGCAUUAACUUAUCAACUUUGUCAUACAUAUGUCAGAUGUACACGUUCAGUAUCAAUACCAGCACCAGCUUAUUAUGCUCAUCUUGUUGCAUUUCGUGCACGAUAUCAUUUAAUUGAAAGAGAACCGGAAAGUAAUGAAGGUUCACAUCAAUCAUCAAACGGUGAUUCCAAUGGUCAACAUCAAGUCCAAUUGAGUCGUGCAGUUACCGUACAUCCGGAUUCGGCUCAAGUCAUGUAUUUUGCUUAG
Molecule: messenger RNA, 2340 nt
Organism: Rotaria sp. Silwood2
Lineage: Eukaryota; Metazoa; Rotifera; Eurotatoria; Philodinida; Philodinidae
Source: the annotation of a GenBank genome assembly